GUGACUCGCAAGGUCAAAUCUGUGCAGAUGUUUCGUAAGCCAGUUCCUAGUGCUAUGCAAGGGGAUCGGGUCGGCGUGUGUGUGACACAGUUUGAUCCAAAACUGUUAGAACGGGGUGUAAUAUGCACACCAGGCUCAUUGCUGACUCUUUAUGCUGCUGUUAUAUCCGUCCAAAAGAUUGAAUACUAUCGCGGAGCACUUACCAGCCGUGCAAAGUUUCACAUCACUGUUGGACAUGAAACUGUUAUGGCACGUAUUUCAUUUUUCAAUCGAGUGCUUCUUGCCAAUGAAGAUGGAGACAGUAACCCCACCUCUCCAGAGCAAAAUGCAAAAUCUUUCUCAUUUGAUUGGGAGUUUCACCACUUAGAUGAGUAUUUGACAUGUCAGGCAGAAGAUGGGAGAGGGGAACCACAGCAAAGGGCUUUACUUGAGUUUGAACGACCGGUCACAUGUCCACCACUUUGCUUAGUGAUUGGGUCACGACUGGACUCUGAUAUCCAUGGUAACGCAUGUAGGCUUGCCUUUCAUGGAAAGCUUCUGGAAGGCUUUGAGGACAAAAACUACAUAGAGACAGCACUGCCUCGGCUCAAAAUCAGCAAAGACAAGCAGAAAGAAGGAGCAGUGGAACGGGUGACAGAUGACUACACUGUGAUUGGUCGAAACCUGUUUAAGAAGGAGACAAACCUUCAGCUGUUCGUGGGUUUAAAAGUUACGCUGUCAACAGGAGAAACGGGAUCCAUUGAAGGUGGCUUCGGCCAAAGUGGCAAAAUCAAAAUCAGAAUACCAGGUAAGCAAAGACAAAUCCACUCUCUUUUACUCUCCUUUACUUUUUCUUGGCCCCUUUUUACCUCCUUCCUCUAA
Molecule: messenger RNA, 861 nt
Organism: Sinocyclocheilus rhinocerous
Lineage: Eukaryota; Metazoa; Chordata; Actinopteri; Cypriniformes; Cyprinidae
Product: selenocysteine-specific elongation factor-like
Exons: 2
Biological process (GO): selenocysteine incorporation
Molecular function (GO): translation elongation factor activity
Source: RefSeq, a predicted model, not a curated record